AUGAAUGCAAUCACAAUAUGCCAUUGGAAUGCAAACGGCUUAAGCCAACAUGUACUGGAAGAGAAUGUUCGUAUAGCAGCAGGUGUAGGUGCACGUAGCUUACAAUAUCACGGAUGUUCUCAUAUAUACAUUGACGACCUUGAAUAUCCUGAACAAGCAGCGGAAGGGGCUUCAUUGGCUAUUUACCGCUAUAAUGAAUAUAAGUUGGAAAAACAUCGCACACUUUCGCCACUUCUACACCUAUACGACUCAUCAGAUGUCGAUGCAUGGACUCGUGGUUUAUUUAAGGCAGAAGCACAGAACUUGGCUCGCCGCCUUACCGACACACCAGCAAAUCGAAUGACGCCAAUGCACUUUGCACAGUCGGCUGUUGACGCCCUCUGCCCCUGCGGUGUGACAGUCGAUGUGCAAAGCAUGGAAUGGAUCGAGCUGCAGCGCCUUAACUCAUUUUUAAUGAUAGCGAAGGGCUCCUGCGAACCACCAGUCUUGUUAGAAAUCAAUUAUUGCGGCACAUCACCAGAGGAUAAGCCCAUACUAUUGUUUGGUAAAGGUAUUACAUUUAAUAGUGGUGGUCUUUGCCUACGUAGUAGACGUGGUAUGGCUGAGUACAGAGGUUCGAUGGCUGGUGCAGCAGUUGUUGUAGCUACCAUCCGAGCCGCAGCAGCCCUGUCUCUUCCCAUCAACGUUACGGGUGUUAUACCACUUUGUGAAAAUACACCAUCCGGUAUGGCAGCCAAACCUGGUGAUGUCGUCGCAUUACUGAAUAGGAAAACAUUAUCUAUGCGUGAUGCUGACAAGGCUGGUGUUGUUGUUAUGGCGGAUCCAAUUCUUUACGCGCAGGCUGCUUAUAAGCCACGUCUAGUUGUUGAUAUAGCCACUUUAAGUAAGGGAGUGGGGCAGGCUUUAGGUGGCUCAGCAACUGGGCUGUUCACUAAUUCUAAUUUCAUCUGGAAGCAGUUCCAAAAAGCUGGAACUAUAACAGGUGACAGAAUGUGGCGUUUGCCGUUGUGGAACUAUUUCAAGAAGCUUGUGACAAAUAACAAGAGCUUCGAUGUGAGCAACGAUGGAACAGGCCCGGCUUCUGCCUGUCUUGCAGCUGCUAUAUUGCAUGAAUUCGUGCCUUGUCUUGAUUGGGUGCAUCUUGACAUACGUGGUGUGGGAAUGCUCACAAAGUUUGGAACUAUGCCCUACUUGUUGAAGGACAGAAUGACUGGACGUCCCACUAGGACAGUUAUACAAUUUCUGUUUCAGAUGGCCUGUCCUGAUACAAAAAAGUGAAACCCUUUACAAGCAACCACACACAAUUAAUAAAAAUUCUCCCUGUCGACACAACUGUUUUUAAUGGAAAAUCGUCGCAGGGCAGUAAACAUCCGUAUGAUGUUUCAAACAUGGGCAAA
Messenger RNA from Teleopsis dalmanni, 1397 nucleotides. Its product is annotated as cytosol aminopeptidase-like. The record is from RefSeq and is a predicted model, not a curated record. The coding region runs from base 1 to 1278 and encodes 425 amino acids. Lineage: Eukaryota; Metazoa; Arthropoda; Insecta; Diptera; Diopsidae. Gene Ontology annotation, biological process: proteolysis. Gene Ontology annotation, molecular function: manganese ion binding; metalloaminopeptidase activity. Gene Ontology annotation, cellular component: cytoplasm. The transcript is spliced from 6 exons.